GGCGCGAAAAAUCAACCAAUAUCAUUGUAGGACGAGGCAUCGACGCGGGAAUCGAUGUUUGCGUUACCGGCUCAAUAUGUACGGUUCCCAGGAAGGCUUUCAAUUUCUUUGUUGAACUGAAUAGCCUUUUCCUAUGGACAACUUUGAUAGAAUAGAGAAGAUUGGAGAGGGGACCUAUGGAGUUGUUUAUAAAGCAAAAGAAAAAGAUACUGGACGUGUGGUAGCCCUAAAAAAGAUUCGCCUUGACUCAGAGUCUGAGGGAGUGCCAAGUACAGCAAUCAGGGAAAUUUCUUUGCUGAAAGAACUAUCGCAUCCCAACGUGGUCAAUCUAUUUGAUGUAGUCCAUAGCAAAAAUAGCCUGUAUAUGGUCUUUGAAUUUGUGAAUCAAGAUCUCAAGAAAUACAUGGAYUCCCUGCCAGCCAGUGGUAUGAACAUGGCUCUUGUCAAGAGCUACUUGUAUCAGCUGUUGAGUGGCAUUGCAUUUUGUCAUUCCCACCGAAUACUACACAGAGAUCUAAAACCCCAAAAUCUCCUAAUAGACAAGAAUGGAGCAAUAAAACUGGCUGACUUUGGUCUAGCAAGAACAAUAGGAGUSCCCGUAAGAACAUACACUCAUGARGURGUCACAUUAUGGUACAGAGCACCAGAAAUAUUACUUGGUACAAGAUAUUACUCCACACCGGUGGAUGUGUGGAGUUUAGGUUGUAUAUUUGCUGAAAUGAUAACAAGAAGAGCACUCUUCCCUGGUGAUUCAGAAAUUGAUCAGUUGUUUAGAAUAUUCAGAACACUUGGUACACCAGAUGAUAAUAUCUGGCCAGGAGUGUCCGACAUGCCAGAUUAUAAAAAGUCAUUUCCAAAAUGGCCAGUUCAGUCAUUGAAUAAUGUGAUCCCAUCAUUACAGGAUUCAGCUAUUGAUAUUCUGCAGCAAAUGUUGACUUACGAACCCAACACAAGAAUCUCAGCUAAAUUAGCAAUGAACCAUGAGUUCUUCAAAGAUGUACAGAGACAGUCUAUCAUUCCAUUUUGAUGUAUCCCAGUGUGCAGACCUUUUUGAUGAUGCCCUCAUAUUUUGGAUUGAAUUCCUAUUAUUUGAAUAUCUGAGUGUUGGCGUGUCUGCCAAUUUAAAAAAUAUAUAUGUGUACAGGUACAUAUUGUACAUAACUGCUCUMGAGACACCAGUGGCUGGUUGUAUGAAUGAUGGAUAAAUCAGCCUUUGGUUUUAGGUAAACAACUUGGAAAAUUGGAACAUUAACGAGUGGUAGAUUUGGGUUGUAAUUURUAUGAUGUUCUGAAUUGAAAUUGUGGCUAAAUAAAUACUAGAUAUGUAUCCCUUCUUGUCACAGGGAUUUUGAUUCAGAACUUUGCAAUAACACACCAACUCUGCUGCUCUUGAAUGUCUAAACUUUACAAGUUUGUUUAUAUUGGGCCCCAAGAGGUGAAUUAMAGCCAUCUAAUCCAUAGAUUUUUUGUAUGGCAUUGUCAGCUAUAAUUGGAUUUUAUCCAGUUGAUAAAGAUUUAUCAAGUGUAUAGCUGUAUUCAUCUUCCAUACAACUUCUCCCUGGGUAUACUGGUCCAUAGAGAUUUUCUGACAACAAUGAUUGUAUCUGUGCCAUGUACAGUACUGGUAAUUGUAUCAUAUUAGGUCAGACUAGGAUACAUUUAGUGUGCUACAUUUGUAAAAACUGUAUGUACAUGUACAUAGAUCCUCCAUAUUUUUUUUCACUGAGUUAAAUCACUGCAUUAGUAUCAAAGUGUGAUUUACAGGACWCAGUCAUGUAGCAGGCUACAUGUAUCUUCAUUUAUCUUGGUCUUUCCUGAUUUUCUUGGAAGCUAAUGAGAAAAAUUAAUUGUAGUCAAAAUUGGGUGCAAACAAUACAAAAAUCUGUACUAUUUUUAUAUACUUACAUGUAUUACUAAUUGUCCAACUAGCACUGUUCUAAUAGUUAUUGUGUUAUGGAUUUAUUGUUUGCACUCUAUUGUUGAAUACACAGUGUGUAGAUAAAACCUCAUAUCUUAUCCAACUUGUAUAUAGAAAAAUGUAGAUGGCUGACAUUAUAUAAUCAAAUCAUCCAGAAAUAACUAUAAAUCUUGCAUGUUCAUGUAACACUACAACACAGGCUGUCAAUCUAAGUGUUUUUGCCAUAUCACAGCUGUAUAGUACAGUUCAAAGGGCUUGUUUACCUUAGGUAGGGACGCCUCUUGAGCAAGAGUUACCUCUUAGACACCUCUCCCUAGGCCUUGUGUAAACAGAAUUUUAUAAUUCAAGCUCUUUGGCCUGAUAAAGGCCGGAUGUAGCCUGUGGUUUGAAUUAUUGUUAUUGGUAUGGUAUCAGGGCUGAAUAAUGAAAACUGCAAAUUAAAGCAGGAAUUCUAUCAAUAUUAUUAAGAUAUCCAAUCUACAAUAUUCUUUGGUUACAUUAUCAGGUUCGUACUAAUCUUUGAAAGAAAAUCGGCAAAACUCUUUCAUUGACACAAGGGCUUUUUCAAAAUCACCGUCAGAAUCAAUGAAAGUUAUUGAACAUCCCUGGAGUUUUGUGAUGAAAAUGCAGCACAACUCCUGACAGUUUUUCUUUCAACUGCAAAAUAGUCUUUGAAAAGAGAGUUUUUGUGCUUUAAAAGUUCUGGAAUUUUUCUGAUGAAAAUGUGGUAUGAACUCUGUAUUAAUUUUUGAAUUCAGCUCAGAUUCAGMUGAAUAACCAAUAUUUAAUUUUUAGAACUCGUUUGUUCGUUUCCACACCUUUCUGUUGGAUGUGACACAUUACAAUGCAACUAUCUUAUGACAGAAUUUGAAUUUUCUUCUGGUCAUUCAAUAAGCAUUCCUUCAAUUAUCAUUUCUUAAGAUUCUACAAAUGCUUUGAUUUAUAUUAGAAUAAUCAUUAUUAUAUAAACCUAAAUAUUGAGCUGGAUUUGGUAAACUAUUUACCUUCAACAUUAA
Molecule: messenger RNA, 2934 nt
Organism: Exaiptasia diaphana
Lineage: Eukaryota; Metazoa; Cnidaria; Anthozoa; Actiniaria; Aiptasiidae
Product: cyclin-dependent kinase 2
Exons: 7
Coding region: 134-1027 (297 amino acids)
Biological process (GO): regulation of G2/M transition of mitotic cell cycle; protein phosphorylation; G1/S transition of mitotic cell cycle
Cellular component (GO): cyclin-dependent protein kinase holoenzyme complex; cytoplasm; nucleus
Molecular function (GO): cyclin-dependent protein serine/threonine kinase activity; cyclin binding; ATP binding
Source: RefSeq, a predicted model, not a curated record